AUGGGUACCGUUUACGCGUCGCGCUUCGAAGCAGUGUUUUUGUGCUUGCACCCCAAAGGACCUCAAAUGACGCAAACGGCUGCUGCAAAGUACAUGCAAAAGUCGAAACAGUUCGUCAGUAAGUGGGUGAAACGUUACAAAGAGGUGAAAAAUGUGGACGAUUACCCAAAUCGCGGUUCGGUUGGCGUAGUGUCAGAAAAAGACGAAAAAGUGAUUUGUACCCUGUUUUCGAAGAAUCCAACAUUAUCUCUGCGUGAAGGUGCUCAGGAAUUAUCGAAAAAAGGUUUGAUAAUAUCGCACGAAACUAUUCGCAAGUAUUUGCAUACUAAUAGUUUAAAGUUCAGAGGUACUUUACAAAAGCCAAUGCUGAGUGAAAAACACGUUGAAAAACGUCUCGAGUGGGCAAGGGAACAUUUAGAUCGUGACUGGGACAAUGUUGUGUUCACCGAUGAAUUAUCUUUUCGUACUAGGGCGCGUAAAAUGAUAGUUUUACUCCCGCAUUUGCGGGAGUAA
Cyphomyrmex costatus is the source of this 513-nucleotide messenger RNA. RefSeq lists its product as uncharacterized. Lineage: Eukaryota; Metazoa; Arthropoda; Insecta; Hymenoptera; Formicidae. The record is from RefSeq and is a predicted model, not a curated record. Gene Ontology annotation, molecular function: DNA binding. The transcript has a single exon. Gene Ontology annotation, biological process: DNA integration; DNA transposition. The coding region runs from base 1 to 513 and encodes 170 amino acids.